AAAAAUCUAAACCACACAAUUUUUACUUUGUUAAUCCCGUGUCUCUCAAACUUGAAGAUUGGGAGGAGUAUUUAUUUGUGGACCGAGGGAAUCUAUAUUGACCCGAUCAGCUUGUGAAGUUUCGCCUCCAUCGUUCUUCCCCAGUAAUCUCUACCCUUACGCAGGGAAAAAGUCCCUCAAAAGCUCAUAUAACCUCUCAUCCGCCACCCGAUUCCUCUUCAGGUUUGGCGUUUCCGAGCAUCAUAGCGAGGCGCGUGUGUGUCGAUGCAUAUUUGAGCUUCUUAACGGUUUCUUUUUUUGUACUUCGUAGAAUCUAAUCUGAAAAGUAUGGGAGAGGAAAACCACGGGAUUGCAAAGGAUGUUACUGAAUUGAUUGGCAAAACACCUCUGGUGUACCUGAACAAAAUCGUUGAUGGAUGUGUUGCUCGUGUUGCAGCCAAGCUGGAAAUGAUGGAGCCAUGCUCCAGUGUAAAGGACAGGAUUGGGUAUAGUAUGAUUACAGAUGCAGAGGAGAAGGGUCUUAUUAAACCGGGGGAGAGUGUCCUAAUAGAACCUACAAGUGGUAACACUGGCAUUGGGUUGGCGUUCAUGGCAGCAGCUAAGGGAUACAAACUUAUCAUCACCAUGCCUGCUUCCAUGAGCCUAGAGAGAAGAAUUCUUCUCCGCGGUUUUGGGGCUGAAUUGGUUCUCACUGAUCCUGCUAAGGGCAUGAAAGGUUCCAUUCAAAAGGCUGAAGAAAUACAUGCCAAAACACCCAAUUCUUACAUUCUACAACAGUUUGAAAACCCAGCGAACCCAAAGAUACAUUAUGAAACAACUGGACCUGAAAUCUGGAAAGGAUCAAAUGGUAAAGUUGAUGCAUUCGUCUCUGGGAUUGGUACAGGAGGCACUAUUACUGGUGUGGGCAAGUUCCUUAGGGAGCAGAACCCAAACAUAAAGCUGUACGGAGUUGAACCUGUUGAGAGCCCUGUUCUCAGCGGAGGAAAGCCUGGUCCACACAAGAUCCAGGGAAUUGGUGCCGGUUUUGUCCCCGGUGUCUUGGAUGCCGAUCUUAUCGAUGAAGUAAUUCAAAUCUCGAGUGACGAAGCCAUUGAAACUGCAAAGCAGCUUGCUACAAAAGAGGGAUUGCUAGUGGGAAUAUCAUCAGGUGCCGCUGCUGCUGCUGCAAUUCGAGUUGCAAAGAGGCCUGAGAAUGCCGGAAAACUCAUUGUUGUCAUUUUCCCGAGCUUUGGAGAGCGUUAUCUUUCUUCUGUUCUCUUUGAGUCCGUCAGGCAUGAAGCAGAGAACAUGACAUUUGAGUCAUGAAGGAAUUUCUACAAUGUCACUUGGUCGGCCUACACUUAUUAUCUAUGACAUUUUAUUGAGUUUACAUAUUUUGUACUCUCUAGAGCACGUCCUUACUUAUGUUUACUGCUUGUAUGGAAUGUUUGGAAUAAAAGUUGUGCUUUAUUAUUGGCUGAACAAACAGUAAUUUUGGUAGUAUAAUGUCCUCAGCCGGCUCAGCGUAGUCUACUUACUCAUUAGAGUUGGAUUAUAAAUUUAAAUAGGACACCCGUGUCACAGACUCAUAAUAGACAAGCGGCAAAUUUGGCGUAGAGAUAUCAAUGGAAAAAAAUGCUGCAUCUGAAAAAAUAUAAUGAAAAAGAACAAGUAAAGUAUUUGUGACAAAUAUUUUUUUCAGAAGUGGGUGUGUAAUAUUUGGGUGUUGGCGUGUUGUGGAAAGGCGUUAGGUUGUGUUUGGUAUGCUAUAAUGCAUGGAAUAGAGUAUGUAAUGCAAUAAAUAUUGUAAUGUAACGGAACGUAAUUUCUAUUCAAUUUGGUAACUUAAGUAAUAAUAACUUUGAAAUUUU
Messenger RNA from Cuscuta europaea, 1850 nucleotides. The record is from the annotation of a GenBank genome assembly. NCBI's taxonomy places the organism in Eukaryota, Viridiplantae, Streptophyta, Magnoliopsida, Solanales, Convolvulaceae.